This is a messenger RNA of Phodopus roborovskii (desert hamster), 1411 nucleotides long. RefSeq names its product apolipoprotein B mRNA editing enzyme catalytic polypeptide like 4 (gene Apobec4). Lineage: Eukaryota; Metazoa; Chordata; Mammalia; Rodentia; Cricetidae. Bases 311 to 1369 code for a protein of 352 amino acids. The record is from RefSeq and is a predicted model, not a curated record. The transcript has 2 exons.
UCCUAGCAGUAGCUACUUUCCAAACGUUACCAUGGCACCAAUUCAACAGUGUUCUUAGAGGCAGCCACACCUCAGCAAGGACUAACUUGGGCCAGAAAAAUUAGAAGUACUAAUAGAAACUGCAAGAGAGUCCUGACACAGUAUCAGAGGAGAAUCUUUAUGGCACAAAUGUCCUCUGAAUCUACGUGAAACAGGGUAUGAAACUUCAGGGAGGAAACAAAGAAGACGGACCAGCACCUCUAACACCUGGAGCGUGAUCCAAGCCUGGAGACAAAACGGUGAUCUGCAGCUAGAAGAUAAUAAAUUAACAAUGGAGCCACUGUAUGAGGAGUAUCUAACAUAUGGUGGAACAAUUGUCAAACCUUAUUACUGGCUUAGCUUCUCUCUAGAUUGCACCAACUGCCCUUACCACAUUAGGACAGGAGAAGCAGCAAGAGUUCCCUACACAGAAUUUCAGCAGAUUUUUGGAUUCCCAUGGUCAACAUACCCUCAAAUAAAACACCUCACAUUUUAUGAGCUAAGAAGUUCCUCUGGGAACCUGAUACAAAAGGGUCAUGCUAGCAACUGCACUGGGAAUCACAACCACCCAGAAUCAAUGCUAUUUGAGAGGAAUGGUUACCUUGCCUCAGUCAUAUCUCAUAACAGCAACAUCAGGCAUAUCAUUCUGUAUUCCAACCACUCCCCUUGUAAUGAGGCUAGAUAUUGCUGCAUCAGCAAAAUGUACAAUUUCCUGAUGAUGUAUUCAGAUGUCACUCUUAGUAUUUUCUUUUCUCAGCUCUAUCAUACUGAGAACCAAUUUCCUACUUCAGCAUGCAACAGGGAGGCUCUUCGGAGCCUGGCCAACUUAUGGCCCCAGGCCACUUUGAGUCCAAUAAGUGGUAGCAUUUGGCAUUCUAUUCUUGAAAAUUUUGUUAGUUGUGUCCCAGGAUCAACUGUUCUCCAGCCUUUUACAGCAGGGAGAAUACUGGCUGACAGGUACAAUGCUUAUGAAAUAAACGCCAUAACAGGAGUGAAGCCUUAUUUCAUGGAUAUUCUUCAGAGCCAUCGAAGAGAGAGUCCGAGCAGAAAGGCUCCGGCAGCUUUAGAAAACCACCCAGUAAACAAUGCCGAUCCUGAACAAGUUCCCAAGACUCCUGUAGUUUCCGUGCUAGUGCCUUACAGAGAUCUACCACCAAUCCAUGUGGAUCAAAACCCACAGAAACCCAGGAAUGUGAUAAGACAUUUGAAUAUGCCUCAGCUGUCAUCACCUGAGGCCAAAGACCUUAAAAACCCUCCCUCAGGCAGUCUAGUGGGGGUGGCAGAAGCCACAGGUGGGUCUGGAAGCAGCCAAGAGGCAAAUAAAAAGAACAAACAGAAAUGGAAGAAAUAAGCUUCAUUUUAUCAAGCCAGCCAUUUGCCGAAGGAUUUAGUA